Molecule: messenger RNA, 4612 nt
Organism: Drosophila willistoni
Lineage: Eukaryota; Metazoa; Arthropoda; Insecta; Diptera; Drosophilidae
Gene: Pez
Product: tyrosine-protein phosphatase non-receptor type 21
Exons: 7
Coding region: 240-4172 (1310 amino acids)
Biological process (GO): protein dephosphorylation
Cellular component (GO): cytoskeleton
Molecular function (GO): protein tyrosine phosphatase activity
Source: RefSeq, a predicted model, not a curated record
UAAUUAUUAUAAAAUAGAUUUUAAAUUUAAAAAUUCCAAACAAGUGUCUUACGAUACCACAGUGCCUUCACCAACAAACGACAAAACGAAACAAAAGUGCUAACAAAGGGAAAAUUGUGUAAUUUAUUGUGGAAGCCAAAUCGAAAUGGAGCUCCUUUAGACCAACAAAACACAUUUCGACCACGAUCGAGUAUUAAAUUGAAUCCAAAUUGUAAACGCAAUCGCCCAACGGCCCGGAAAUGCCAUUGAAGUUCUUGAAAAAGUGUCGCCAAUACAAUGUGACGUCGAAAAGUCUAUUUGUUAUAUCUGUGCAUCAUUUAUUAGACACCUCGAGCACUGUUGACUGCACCAUCAGCUCGGAGAGCAAGGGGCAAGAGUGUUUGGAUAAUGUUUGUCAACGUUUACUUAUCCAACAACCCGAAUUCUUUGGCCUGCGCUAUGUGGUCAAAGGGGGCAAAGAUGAUGAAUUCAAAUGGAUCGAUUUGGAACGCUCUCUGAGCCGUCAGUUGGAGAAAUAUGCUCAGGCGCCAAAGAUCUAUCUGAGGGUCCGUCAUUAUGUGACCACGGGUGUGAGGCAUCUGACCGACGAAGCGACAAGAUUCUAUUAUUUCCUCCAACUGAAGAGUGACAUCUAUGAGGGACGCAUCGCCUGCGAUAUACGCAGAGCCAUCCUGUUGGCUCUUUAUUGCCGGCAAGCGGAAUACGAUAGCUACAACAACCAUCAUCAGGGGGAUAAGCAGAGUAAGGAUUAUCUGAAGAAAUCGCUGAUAUUGCCACGCAAUAUGCAGGGAUUGGCCAACGAUGAUAGCAUGCUGGAUGGCCUGAUAAUGGAGGUGCUGCAGCAGCAAACAAAUCUCGAUCAUUUGAGCCAGAGUCAGGCGGAGGAGAUGUAUAUACAGUGUUGCCAGCAACUGGAUGGCUAUGGCGAGGAACGUUUCCAGGCCAAAGACACACUGGGCAAUGAUCUGCUCCUCGGAUUGGCCAUCAAUGGCAUGGUGGUGAAUGCGGACAAUGGGCGGCAGUAUUUCCCAUGGAAGGAUUUCCAUACGGUCACCAUUGACAAGCGUACGAUUAAGAUCGAGCAGAACAAAUUGGAUGGCGAGGGCAGUAUUGUGGGUAGCUUCAUCUUCUCGGAGGCGGAUAUGGCUAGAUAUUUUUGGAAAUUAUGUAUAAGUCAGCAUAAGUUUUUCAAGCGUUUCAUUGACACGGCCACGCCCUCGAGCAUGGGCAGUGGGGCGGAUAUGGAGGGAAAUAAUCAAGUUGCCAUUAAUAAUGAGAAUGUUGUGGGUUAUGUCGAUUAUGUGGACUACAAUGAAAGGGAAAGGGAACGAGAUCAACUGCAGCAGCAGCAGCAACAACAGCAGCAGCAACAGCAACAACAACAACAAUUCCAGCAGCAACAACAACAACUGCAACAGCAAUUAAUCUCUUCGAACAUCUCGUUGGCCACUAGUCAAACGCAUUCCCAGCUCUUGGGUCAAAGUAGCUCUUGCCUGGAUCUGAGUAAUAACAAUCUACACUCAUCGAAUGGUCUGUUGCAUCAUAACAACAACAACAACAACAAUACGGAAGAAAGGGAACGCCUCAAGGCCAUGUUGCCUACGUAUAGACCCGCCCCGGACUAUGAGACCGCAGUCCAACUGAAAUAUCGUACACCCUCCGCCGAGUUGCAUAACAUGACCAUGGCCAUGGCCGGGACACCCGGACAUGCUGCCUACUAUGCCGGCUCGCAGCCCGAUGUCCAUAAUCCGAAUGUCUACAAUGAGAACCUCUUUUUGGGUCACCUAACAGCACAUCGUUAUCCGGAUGUAGCUCAACCGGCAGCUGCCUUGCAUCACCAUCAUCAUCAUAUCAAUCUGUAUCAUCAGCAACCGCAACAACAACCCCAGCAGCAGCAGCAGCAACAACAACAGCAACCCUCAAUGGCCAAUCCUCAAGCCUACUUGGAGUUAUCCCAUCGCAUGCAUAUGAUGCGAAACAAAGCGCCUCCACCCUAUCCGGUCAAUCGUUUGAGUUCCUCAUCCACACCCGAUCUGGCUGUGGCCACGCCGCGACCCCUGCACGGCCAUCGCAACUAUGUGAGUGGCUCCUCCCCGGAUCUUGUAUCGAAUCGCACCCUCUUGAAUGGUGGACAAUAUAUGGCUACCCAUUUGGCAGCCGGCAACGGAGGAGCCGUUGGCUUGGCCCAUGGCGGCAAUGUGCCCACCUCAUCGGGAGCCACAAUGCUGCAUCAAUAUCCGUAUAUUGGUCAUGUGGGUCUAUCGCAACCAUAUUUACCACUCCAUGGCACAUUCGAGAACCUCAAUAUGAUUGAGGAGCAGCCAUCGAUAAUGUCGCAAUUGCGUCAGUCGGCCAUGAGUCAGGCGGCAGCAGCAGCCGCUGCCCAAGCAGCUCAGAGUAGUCCAACAUUGCCGCCCAGUGGCUAUCGAAGUUCAGCCCCGCCACCAGCAAGCAGUCCUCAACCACCGGCAAUAGCGUCGCCGCCGCCGCCACCACCACCAAAUCAUCCGCCACCGUCCACUACACCCACUCCGCUGCAACGCAGCGCCAUUAAUGGUUCGAUUGAGCCCAUCUACGAGAAUGUGCCACUGCCACAACGGGCAGCCUCCGGUGGCAGCAAUGGCACUGCCGCCGCCGCCCAUGCCGAGGCCAUGCGUCAACGUGCCUCGUCCAUACAGUCGGCACCGCCGGGAGUUGUCCCAGUGCCCGCUGCUCGUCACAACAAUGUGGUUACCCUAACCAUCAACUCUCAAACACCACCAGAUGACGAGAUCACGCGUAACAUCAAGAAGUAUGGAGCCGAUCGGGCGGCCAGUACGGAAUUGCAAUUCCUAGAACCCCAGCAGCAGGCUCCCAUGCGUUCCACACGAGCUGCUAGUGCGGCGCCAGCCAUAGGAGCCACGCCUCCACCGCGACAACAUCGCUCGACCGCCAGCCUAAAUAGAACCACUCCCGUGGACGUUAUCUCGCCAGCGGGCGAUACUCUGCAUCAGCAGUUCAGUGCCAUGAAUCUAUCAGCCAAUACAUCUGCAUCCACAUCGUCCAUGUUCAAUUCCACACUGGAUACCACCUCCUCGUCCUCGGCCAGCAAAGAUGGCAAGCGCAAGAAGCGUUGGAACUUCUUGGCUCGUGGCAAAACGCCCGACAAACAGAAAGCAGCCACCUUGGGCCGAGAGAAGGCCAACACAAGCCAACAACAUGCCAAAUUGGCGGCUAAAUUGAAAUUGGCCCAAGAUGAUUUGAAUCUGCCGCAACCGUAUCGUUGGUCCACCGGAGUGAGCAAACCGCAGCCCAUCUCUGGCCAAUACUCCAAGGAUAAGCUGUGUCAAAUACUCAACGAGAAGCUACAGGACUCACAGCUUUUCAUGGAAUUCGAACGCAUUCCGAAACGACGUGAUCAGGCUCAAUAUGAUUGCGCCUUACUGGAGGAGAACGAGCCGAAGAAUCAUGAUCCCAACUUUUUACCCUAUGAUGAUAACCGCGUACGAAUCACACCCACAAUGGACAAUCGUCACGGCUAUGUGAAUGCAUCGUAUAUAUCGGCCACUGUCGGUACCAAGCAACGUUUCUAUAUUGUGGCCCAAUCCCCACAAGAAUCACAAACAAUGCGCAUCUUCUGGCAAUGCGUAUGGGAAGCGGAUGUCUAUUUGGUUGUUCAACUAACUGAAGAUAUGAGCUAUAUACCGCUAAGCAGUCAACAGAGACUAGAGUUUGGUCAGUUCCAAGUGUAUCAGGAAUUCUCACAAACUACCGAUCGUUGCACCACCAGCAAAUUGCGUCUAUAUCAUGCUCCGUCCCGACGUUAUCGUUCUGUUUGGCAUUUGCAAUAUGCCGACUGGGCGGAACAGAAUUGUCCACGUGAUGUCAAUCACUUUCUCGAUUUUCUCGAGGAACUCAAUUCGGUUAGAUUGGCAUCAACGCAUGAAGUGCCACCGGGUCAUAAUACAAAUCCUCCAGUCCUAAUACAUUGCCUUGAAGGUGGCGGACGCUCUGGCGUAACCUUAACUGCGGAUUUAUUGCUCUACACUUUAGAUCAUAAUGAGGAUUUGGAUAUACCACGUGUCAUUGGGCAGCUGCGUCAUCAACGAGAUAGCAUUAUACCAUCAUUAGCGCAAUAUAAAUUCAUAUACAAUCUGCUCAUCACCUAUCUGAAACGUACGAGGUUGAUCUGAGAAGACGAACAACUACCAAUUACUAUGAUGAGCCUGGCCUUUUGUGCCCAAAGUAUUUCAGUUUAAUUAAAUUCUUUCGUUUUUAAGUAUGCAUAAAUAUGAACAAGUUUCUUACUUACUUAAGACUUGCUAUAUAUACAUAUAUAUAAUGUUUUCAACUGUUCUUCCAUUCUGUGGCAGCUCUUUUACCAUAUUUACAUACAUAUAUAUAUCCCAAAUCGAUUAAUUCUUGAUCGACCGACGAAUUGACUUGAUUGUAAUCAUAAGUUUGGAAAUUUUGUUACCAAAACUUAAAGCACUUGAAUUUUAUUGAUUCUAGUGCUCUUAGGUUUAAAGCCAAAUUAUUUAUAUAUAAAUAUACAUAAAUGUUUAUUUUUUUUAUAUACGAACCAAUUGAAAUCCUAACAAAGCAAAAGCAAUAAAAACUUUAUAAAUGUAAA